Pyricularia pennisetigena is the source of this 2832-nucleotide messenger RNA. RefSeq lists its product as uncharacterized. Gene Ontology annotation, cellular component: U4/U6 x U5 tri-snRNP complex; catalytic step 2 spliceosome. The record is from RefSeq and is a predicted model, not a curated record. Gene Ontology annotation, molecular function: protein binding. Gene Ontology annotation, biological process: mRNA splicing, via spliceosome; spliceosomal tri-snRNP complex assembly. The annotation marks the transcript as partial. The transcript is spliced from 2 exons. NCBI's taxonomy places the organism in Eukaryota, Fungi, Ascomycota, Sordariomycetes, Magnaporthales, Pyriculariaceae.
UCGCGAGAGGAACAACACCUUCCCGGCUGGGCUAGUAUCCGCCAAAACUUCGACAAAAUGUCGAACCAGUCUUUCCUCAACCAAGCAGCCCCCGAAAAUUAUGUCGCAGGUCUCGGCCGUGGUGCAACUGGCUUUACGACGCGAUCCGACCUGGGCCCUGCGCGCGAAGGGCCAAGCGAAGACCAAAUCAAGGAGGCCGUCGCCAAGAGAUCCGCACAGCUCGGUCUAACAGGCGACAAGAAAGGAAAAAAGGAGGAGGCCAAAGAUGUGGACGACGGCAGGUAUCAAGACCCGGACAACGAGACGGGUCUGUUCUCUGGUGGCAUCUACGACAAGGACGAUGAGGAAGCCGACAGAAUAUGGAAGGAGGUGGAUGACAAGAUGGCAAAGCGCCGUCAGAAGCAAAGGGAGGCCCGCGAAAAAGCCGAGCGGGAAGAAUACGAACGCAAGAACCCCAAGAUCCAGCAGCAGUUCUCCGACCUCAAGCGAGCGCUCGGGAGCGUCACGGACGAGGAAUGGGCGACGCUACCCGAGGCCAAGGACUUUACCGGCAAGAACAAGCGAGCCAGGACUGCAGCCCACCAGAGAUUCUAUGCUGUGCCAGAUAGCGUGCUCGCAGCCGCCCGCGACUCGUCAGAGAUGACGACGACGGUCAACGACGACGGUGGCGCCUCUACAACUAGUGACGGGACCAUGACCAAUUUCGCAAAGAUCGGUGCGGCCCAGAACAAGGUGCUGCAGUCUCGACUAGACCAGGCAUCGCAAGCAAGCGGCAUGGCUAGCUCCUUGGGCACAUCGACCAGCGUGGACCCCAAAGGCUACUUGACAUCUCUUGGAAAGCUAGAGUCGGCAGAGCAGGUCAGUGUGGGUGAUGUCGACUUUGCGCGCAAGCUCCUCAAGUCGGCCACCGAGUCAAACCCCACAAACGCGCCGGGCUGGAUUGCAGCGGCACGAGUGGAGGAGCUUGCGGGCAAGUUCGUCGCGGCGCGCAACAUAUUGGCGCGCGGGUGCAAACACUGUCCUAAGAGCGAAGACUUGUGGCUGGAGAACAUUCGACUCAACGAGGGACGCAACGCCAAGAUCAUUGCCGCGGAUGCCAUCAAGGCCAACAUGCGAUCAGUCAGGUUGUGGGUCGAGGCCAUGAAGCUCGAGUCGGAUCCCAUGUCAAAGAAGAGGGUUAUUCGACGUGCGCUGGACCAUAUCCCCGAGUCCGAGGCGCUGUGGAAGGAGGCAGUGAACUUGGAGGAUGACCAGGACAACGCUCGCCUGCUGCUUGCCAAGGCGACCGAGUUGAUUCCUGCCUCCAUCGACCUGUGGCUCGCGCUCGCCCGGCUCGAGACGGUUGAUGGAGCCAAGGCGGUACUGAACAAAGCGCGCAAGGCCAUCCCGACAUCACAUGAGAUCUGGAUUGCGGCCGCUAGACUACAGGAGCAGAUUGGUUCAGACCCGAACGGUAUCGUCAUGCAAAAGGCCGUCGCAAAGCUCGCAGAGCUUGGAGCCAUGCCGAAGCGAGAGGAAUGGAUCGGCGAGGCAGAAAAGUGCGAGGAAGAAGGCGCCGUCAUCACUUGCAACAACAUUAUACGGGAGACGCUAGGAUGGGGAUUGGACGAGGAUGACGAUCGCAAAGACACGUGGAUGGAGGAUGCCAGGGCGAGCAUUAACAGGGAAAAGUACGCUACGGCCCGAGCAAUUUACGCGUAUGCGCUCAGGGUGUUUGUCAACAGCAAGACUCUGUGGUUGGCCGCCGUGGAUCUAGAGAGGAAUCAUGGCACCAAGGAGGCCUUGUGGCAGGUUCUCGAAAAAGCAGUCGAGGCCUGUCCGCACAGCGAAGUGCUCUGGAUGAUGCUGGCCAAGGAGAGGCUCCUCGCCGGGCAGCUCAACGAGGCGCGCCUGGUUCUGGGUCGGGCGUUCCAACAGAACCCCAACAACGAGGACAUUUGGCUCGCCGCCGUAAAGCUCGAAGCGGAUCACAACGAGAUCGACGAGGCGCGGCGGUUGCUCACAGUGGCACGGCAAAAUGCACCUACAGAUCGCGUCUGGAUGCGCAGCGUGGCGUUCGAGCGGCAGCUGGACAACAAGGAUGCUGCCCUGGAGUUGGUGCAGGAGGCUUUGCAGCUCUUCCCGGCGGCACCGAAGCUGUGGAUGAUGAAGGGGCAGAUCUACGAGGAUAUGGGCCAGGUGCCGCAGGCCAGAGAGGCGUAUGGCACGGGCGUCAAGGCGGUGCCGUCUUCGGUCCCGCUCUGGCUUCUCUACUCGCGGCUCGAGGAGCGCAACAAAAACGUGGUCAAGGCGCGCAGCGUGUUGGACCGAGCGCGGCAGGCGGUCCCAAAGUCGCCGGAGCUGUGGUGCGAGCUGAUCCGAGUCGAACGGCGGGCGGGCAACACAACGCAAGCCAAGAACCUCAUGGCGACGGCGCUGCGGCAGAUGCCGCGCAGCGGACUGCUGUGGAGCGAGCGUAUCUGGCACCUCGAGGAGCGGACCAAGCGCAAGCCGCUCUCGCUCGAGGCCAUCAAGCAGGUCGAGACGGACCCGCAACUCUUCGUCUCGGUCGCACGCAUCUUUUGGGGCGAGCGUAAGCUGGACCGGGCGCAGACGUGGUUCGAGAAGGCGUUGCUGCUCGACGGGGACGUUGGCGACUCGUGGGCCUGGUACUACAAGUUUUUGCUCCAGCACGGGACCGAGGAGAAGCGCGCCGAUGUGGUCGCCAAGUGCGUCGCCGUCGACCCGCGACACGGGGAGCACUGGCAGCCCGUUGCCAAGGAUCCCAAGAACGCGAAGAAGAGCGUCGAGGAAAUUCUCACACUUGUUGCUGCGUCUCUGGGGACAAGGUGA